AUGAACAUAAAUAACCCCGUACCUGUGCUGAUAGGAAGCAGCAAGUACCACAUGGAAUUAGCCAAGGACUGCCUCUUCACAUUCCCAUGUAUGUCUGAUGUCUCUGGUUUCUAUUUUCUUCUAAAUAAUGCAGAGAAAUUUUCACAGAAGUUGAAGUUUUCUGAAGACAAAUUUGAGCUCUCAUUUGCCACAAACUACUUAGGUCAUUUCCUGCUGACAGAAAUGCUAUUAGAUAAGAUGGUAGAGACAGCAGAGCAGACAGGGAUUGAAGGAAGGAUUGUAAAUAACAAAGAUGGUCUAGUUUCAGUUUCCAGAAGAGCCAGUGCGGGAAUGGAAAGGAUGAAACCUGCUAAGUUGAGGGAGUUGAAGGAGCAAUUGAAGGACUUUUGUUAUACCUCGAUCUUUCACAUACGUUAA
Molecule: messenger RNA, 417 nt
Organism: Lycium barbarum (goji berry)
Lineage: Eukaryota; Viridiplantae; Streptophyta; Magnoliopsida; Solanales; Solanaceae
Exons: 6
Coding region: 1-417 (138 amino acids)
Source: RefSeq, a predicted model, not a curated record